Molecule: messenger RNA, 2227 nt
Organism: Hemiscyllium ocellatum (epaulette shark)
Lineage: Eukaryota; Metazoa; Chordata; Chondrichthyes; Orectolobiformes; Hemiscylliidae
Product: E3 ubiquitin-protein ligase TRIM39-like
Exons: 5
Coding region: 443-1186 (247 amino acids)
Molecular function (GO): protein binding
Source: RefSeq, a predicted model, not a curated record
GAACUUGGUUUCAAACAGCAGCUCCAGAGUUUAACCGAGGAGGUAGUUUGUCCCCGUUUCUUUGAGUUUCUUCGCCGAUUCGGUUUCACUGUCGGUGCGGACACGACUUCUGCCGCUCCUGGUUACAAGGCGGAGUUGAGAAAAGCAGGAAAGAAACUCCUCCCCGAAACAUAGACAGGAGUUUCCGGACAGAAACUUCAGGAGGCAGCCGGGUCUUGGUGAAACUGACCGAGAAAGCUGGAAAAUUAAACCUGAAUCGGCAAGAGAAGGAAAGUAACCAUCAGAGGGAGGAACAUCAGAAAGAGCUGAAGGUGUUUUGUGAAACUGACGAUUCUGUGUGAAUUAUAUAGAUUCCCGGGAUCACGGGGAAGACCGCUGCAUUCGGGUGAAGGAAGCUGUUGGAAUCUACAAGGAUCUGGUGAAGAAACCAGGGACCUCAGAAAUGGAACAGCAGCAAAAGGAGAUUUCACAAAACAGGGAGGAAAUGCGUCAGAAGAUGAGGACAGGCAAUGAAAUUAAUGAUCUGCCAUUAGAAGGUGACAUGAUGUCCACUGGAAAAUUCACUGGUCCUUUACCACACACAGUUGAGAGAGAAAACCUGGAUACAUUCAAGCAUGUCUCUGUGACCUUAGAUAUGGAAACAGCAAGUCCCUGGCUUGAGGUGACUCAGGAUUUGAAGAGUUUACGAUGGACUCUAACAGGGAAGUGUCUCCCUGACAAUGCAAAAAGGUUUAAAAACUGUCCUGGUGUGCUGGGAUCAGAGGGAUUCAAGUCAGGGAGACUUUACUGGGACGUGGAAGUGGCAGAGAAUCGGUGCUGGAAUCUGGGUGUAGCCACACAGUCUGUGGAGAGAAAGGACUGGUUCAGACUGAGUCUGAUGCCAGAGACUGGAUUUUGGACCAUUGGAUGGGAUGGGAAUCAGUUUCAUGUAAACUGCUCCUCUCGACUUCCUCUCCCUAAUAGUCAGAUCCCCAGGAAGGUGAGAGUUUGUCUCAACUAUAAAUCUGGGACAGUUUCAUUUUACAACGUGGACACCAAGUCCCAUCUCUACACCUUCACUGAGAAUAAAUUCACUGAGAAACUUUAUCCUUUCUUCUGGACUUGGGAUGUUCACCAUUUUCUGAGAAUCUGGCCCAAUUCAGAUCUGGAGAAGGGGCGGGCCUCAGGCUGGACGCAUCAUCCCUAAUUUCACAAUGAUCUGACUCCAGGAUCAGGAUUAGAGUCAGAGUUUGAGUGUUACAUGCCACCAUUGACAACAAUAACCAAAUUAUAAAUUAUAAAAUCCCAAUUUGACUGUAAAUAAAACCAAUACAAAUAUAAAUGUCAGGGGAUUAAAACAAUAAUUUUAAACCUACCAUUUUGUGCCUCUCUUUUCUUCAUUUACUGCCAGCUUCAGUCAAUCCCACCCAGUCCCAUCCUCCAUCUCUUCACCUGCUUCCCAUGUCUGGAACUGGGAUUUCAUCUUUGCUCCCAAUUCUCACUCUUGUGUUGAGAGCUAGAGAGAGAGAGAGAGAGCUAGAGAGAGAGAGAGAAAGCUAGAGAGAGAGAGAGAGAGCUAGAGAGAGAGAGAGAGAGCUAGAGAGACAGCGAGAGAGCUAGAGAGAGAGCGAGAGAACUUUAUUUUAAAAUUAUUUCUUUUAGAUAUAUGUUACUUUGGUAAGGUGUUUUAUAAAAGAAAUGACAAGGUCAGACAGUCCUUUCAGAGCAGUGACCUAAUCUUGCUAUUGUGGUGAGAAAUUGUUUAUGCUGUUGUGGUUUAUGCGAGGUGUAUUUCACUUCAAGAUAAUCAAGGAUUGAUUUUAGCAAAGGCAUGUUUCGAGAUUGAAAAUUUUAGGGCAGUUCAAAGGACUGUAGUCAAAAGCAAUGUAGAUUCUCUCCUAGAAAGGAUUUUUUUUUUGGAGUGGCGAAGAGAAUAGGUUACCUCAGUAGAAGAGUUUAAGUUGUGCAACUUCCAGACCAGAAUUGUUCAGUUUUAAAUCUGAAAGUCAUUUGAAGUUGAGUAAGGCUAAACUCUCAGUUUUGUGAAUAUUGAUCUAAGAAGACUUUCCAAGGUUUAUGGGACAGAAACUGAGGAGAAUCUGUUAAGUCAACUCAAAGAUUUGAGAUAGAAUGUGGUGAAUUUGGAUGGAUUAGAAUUGCUGUAAAGUGGUGAUAUUGGGUAACCAGUCGAAACCUUGUUUUACUGAGCAUGUUAAGAUUUUCACAACUGUUCUAUUUCUAAAUAGUU